Gigantopelta aegis is the source of this 1886-nucleotide messenger RNA. RefSeq names its product sushi, von Willebrand factor type A, EGF and pentraxin domain-containing protein 1-like. Gene Ontology annotation, molecular function: calcium ion binding. The coding region runs from base 1 to 1674 and encodes 557 amino acids. The transcript has 10 exons. NCBI's taxonomy places the organism in Eukaryota, Metazoa, Mollusca, Gastropoda, Neomphalida, Peltospiridae. The record is from RefSeq and is a predicted model, not a curated record.
AUGGUAAGCCUGUGUUGGAAUGUGUUGGUGAGAUACUGUAAGUUGGUAAGAUACUUCAAACAUGUCAGUGAAUGUGAUGAUUUUGACAACUGUGCCAGUAACCCAUGCUAUCACGGAAAAUGCUCAGAUGGACUCCACUCAUACGAGUGUGAAUGUUACCAUGGUUACGAAGGGAAUCGAUGUGAAUCAAACGUUGACGACUGUGUGGACAACGUUUGUGAAAAUAAUGGAACCUGCGUUGACGAAGUUGGGGGCUUUUCAUGCACCUGUCCGGACCUGUUUACUGGAGAACUAUGUGAGAUAGCUGUCGUGCACGGUGGGUGGGCUGACUGGGAGGACUGGUCGACGUGCAGUGUGUCCUGUGGUGAAGGUGUGAGGACGAGAAAGCGAUCCUGUACCGAUCCGACUCCAGACAACGGAGGACGAGAGUGUGACGGGUUAGACACUCAGCAACAAAUCUGCAACGAGACCGUGUGUCCAGUGUGUAAGGAACUAGUAGCCCCGGCUGACGGGUCUGUGUCGUGUGAGAACUCCACGAUGUUCAUCAACUGCACCGUGGACUGUGACGAUGGCUUCCUCCCAGACAUAGAACCGCUCAGUUCGUACUACUGUGGGGAGCAAACCGCUUACGUUUGGAACUUCGAGACCGAACAGAAUCCUCACAGACGUCUUCCUUUCUGCUCAAAGACCUACACGGCUAAUACGUUAUCUGCCACUUACAACAUCAAAUAUCGAGACCUGCGUUGUGGCGAGAAUGAGGCUUCCGCGUCCAUCGUGCGAGAUCUCGUGACGCGUGUGCUGCAGUCAGACGUUACCUGUGUAAGAGACGGGAAUUGUGAUAUUGAUGACGUCAGUGUCGGAUGUUCUGAAUCGGCCCGAGAAAAACGAGACGUGUCUGACGACAACAUGGGCUUCACUGUAACACUGAGGAACAAUGUUGUGAUUCCAGAGACUGCUGCUUUACUAGAGUCCGCCAUGCGUGCUCUUCAAGACAACGCUCAAGUGGGGAGUUUCACCGUCAACAUCAGCGGAGUCGUGUACUACGUUGACGUCAACCAGACAGAUGUGUAUGGAGACGUCACCUGUCCACAAGGAAUGGCCAGCUACAGCUACUUCUGUGUGCCGUGUGGUCAGGGUUCGUUCCUGUCGCACGGCUCGUGCAUGCUGUGUGGAAAUGGCGCGUACCAAGACAAGACCGGACAGACCAUGUGUGAGCAGUGUCCAGUCGGAUGGACAACGGACAGCUUGGGUUCUAGACGGGCUUCAGACUGCACAGUUCAACGACUUCCAGAACCUGCAUUAACAACAAUAGAUGCUCUUGCAAUAGCAGGUCCUGUGACUGCUGUGGUGGCAGUUGGUGUUAUAGUAAUCUUCCUCAUCGUCAGACGAUUCACUCGACGAAAAUCAGUAACACGUCCAAACACUCCAGCCAACGACUUGGAUCCACUGCCUCCUACACCGCGUGUACAGAUCCCAAGGCCUCAGUUUGAGGUGGGUGGACUCGAGUUGUAUCAACUGCCCUCUGUAAUGGAUCCGCAGAUCGCGAAACCUCGGUUUGAAAAGGAUGGAUAUGAGCCGAAACCAAUCCCCGCCUGGAUGGACACUAACUUAAACUCACUACAAUACCAACAGAAAAUCAGCAUGCCUCCGCUGUCAACAGCCCUGAAUCAAUGAGGAGGUGCCAGACGUUGAACUGUACAUUAGAAAACAAACAGGCUGUGAUGAAUAUUUUGUAUUUAAGCAUGAACUCAAUGGACUUGUUGCUUCUGUAGUGUGGUCGUAUACCCAUUUUAUACAAGUGUGUAUCAUAUAUACGUACCUGAUUCCAUAUAACCGACAACUGAAAUGUGUUGAGUGCGUUGUUAAAUAAAACAUGUCAGUACACA